This is a messenger RNA of Acytostelium subglobosum LB1, 1509 nucleotides long. RefSeq lists its product as hypothetical. The coding region runs from base 1 to 1509 and encodes 502 amino acids. Gene Ontology annotation, molecular function: monooxygenase activity; heme binding; iron ion binding. The record is from RefSeq and is a predicted model, not a curated record. NCBI's taxonomy places the organism in Eukaryota, Evosea, Eumycetozoa, Acytosteliales, Acytosteliaceae. The transcript has 4 exons.
AUGAUUCUCCUAACCCUAGUUCUUAUCUUCAGCAUCCUGUUGAUCAUCAAGUAUAAGAGGAGAGCUGAUAUGCCUCCAGGACCAAUGCCCCUUCCUAUUAUUGGUAAUUUACAUCAACUUAGUACGGCGCCACAUUUGGCCUUGCAAAAGUUGUCCCAGAUCUAUGGCGGAGCAAUGACAUUGUACAUGGGCAACAUCCCAACUGUGAUCAUCACCGAUCCCGACUACAUCAAAGAGGUGAUCAUCCAACAAUCCGACAACACAACCGAUCGCUUCGUCUCCGAGACAGCACGCAUCAUUGGAAAUGACAAAGACAUCUUGUUCUCCAAUGGUGCCUACUGGAAGAAGUAUAGGUUCAUCCUGGCCUCAUGUUUCACUCGCAUGAAGUCCCAUCUCACCAUCAUGGACAAGAUCCAAGAAGAGACUACCAAGCUGAUGGACGCAUUCCAAGUCCACGCCGAGAGUGGUGAGAAUGUAUCUCCACGAUUCUUAUUCAAACAAUAUACAAGCAAUGUGAUACUGGGAAUGUUGUUUGGACAACGUUCAGACUAUUUUGAGAAGUACCAUGAUGUGAUCAAGGCAGUUGAUCUGGUGGAGAAGGAACUGGCUGUUGGUAAUAUUCCAGAUUUGUUGCCAUUCCUCUCAUAUUUCUAUCGUGAAAGUCGUAGCAAUCUCCAAUCAGCACUGGAACGCGUGUGGCACUACAGCAAACUGUCACUGGAUGAGCAUCGCCGCGACCUGCAAUCAGACCCACAUCGCGUGUCCGACAUGAUGGACCUAAUGAUCCACGCUAUCCAUAAGAGUGACAACCCAUCAUUCUUUGACGAUGAGGGUCUUGUGCGCGUAUGCUCCGAUCUGCUCAUCUCUGGCACAGAGACAUCGUCGUCCACACUCGAGUGGCUGCUGCUAUUCCUGGUCAACAAUCCAAACUACAUGGAAAAGGUCAGAUGUGAGAUCAAUGAUGCGAUGACCCAUGCCCCGGCUGGCGAACAAUCGAUGGACCUGUCACGACGAUCACAAACACCAUUCCUCAACGCGUGCAUCAAGGAAGCACUCCGAAUCCGCCCAGUUGGUGCACUAUCCCUGCCACGUCGGACAACAUCCGAUGUCAAGAUUGGACCAUACACCAUCCCGGCCGCCACACAAGUGAUCACCAAUGUAUAUGGUCUGGCAAUGAGUCCUGAGCUAUGGUCACAACCGGAGGAGUUCAAUCCAUAUCGUUGGAUGGACAAUAACAACAACAACAAUGAUGUGGAGUACAAGUUCAUUCCAUUUGGUGUUGGACCGAGAUCGUGUGUUGGAUCAAACCUGGCCAAGGAUGAGAUUUAUCUUUGUAUCUCCAACCUCAUACUCCGAUUCAACUUUGAGACCAUCGACGGCGUGUCACUGGAUGAAGAGGGCAAGUUUGGCAUCGCACUUACCUGCAAGCAAUACCAACUCAAGAUCAAGCCAAUCACACAAACAAUAUCCAUCAAUGCCCAGGGCACAGCAAUGAUCACUCGUGGAUAA